CCUCACCCUUGCCCCAACAUUUCUCAUCCACCACAUAUCCUCAACUCUUCCAUGUAUAUUAGUCCUUCCAAGCACCCCAAAGAGUUCAUUCCACAAAGCAACUUCAACAAGUUAUAACUCACCCAUCAAAUUCAACCCAGAAACAGACAUUUGUUUCCAUCUUUUUUUGAAUGAAAAUGGCAGCAAACUCAUUCUCUAUGAGGUGUUCAAAGGUCCGGUCGUGGCAACGGUGUCCAAAGCAAAUUCGAGAGCAGAAGGCAAGGCUUUAUAUCAUCUGGAGAUGUACUGUUCUGCUUCUGUGCUGGCAUGACUGAUGAGUUUCAACAGUUGAUGUGAGGUUUUAGGUUAGUUAAAGAAUGAAAGUUCGAGGUUUAGCACUUGUAAAAUUAACUAUAUUGGCAAGAUUAGGACGUAUUGGGUGGUCUUUGUGUAGGUCUGGUUUGAGAAGUCUCUGGCUGAUUUGAUACUUGUAUCAUACAUAAAUUACAUACAUAUAUCUUUGAUACCAUAACACCUCUUUAGAUCAGUUUUUGCAAGUUCUGUACAAAGUCAUGUGCUUGAAUGUGUAUCAGAAACAGCAGAUUCGAAUUUUAAGAUAACUAAAUCUA
This is a messenger RNA of Camellia sinensis, 608 nucleotides long. The record is from RefSeq and is a predicted model, not a curated record. NCBI's taxonomy places the organism in Eukaryota, Viridiplantae, Streptophyta, Magnoliopsida, Ericales, Theaceae.